ACGCCGCGCGCUCCACACUCGACAUGAUCGUCGUCGCGCUCGCGGUCAUCGCGCUCGUUGCGCUGUACCUUUACAACGUUAGAAACUUCAACUACUGGAAGGAUAGAGGAAUCAAACAUGACAAACCCAUACCAUUCUUCGGCACCAACGCCAAAAAUUAUCUGCAGAAACAAAGUGUCACAGAAAGUUUGAUGGAAAUGUAUUGGAAGUAUCCCAACGAGAAAGUGGUCGGUUUUUUUAGAUCUACAAUCCCAUGUUUGCUAGUGAAGGACCCGGAGAUUAUUAAGCGGGUUCUGCACACAGAUUUCAGCAUGUUCUACUCUCGUGGGUUGAACCGUUUGAAAGGGCACGAGAUCGAGCCGAUGCAGCGCAACCUGUUCUUCGCGGACGGCGACACGUGGCGCCUGCUGCGGCAGCGCAUGACGCCGGCGUUCACGAGCGGCAAGCUGCGCGCCAUGUUCCCGCUCAUCGUGGAGCGCGCCGAGAGCCUGCAGGCGCGCGCGCUGGCCGCCGCCGCCGCCGGCCGCACGCUCGACGCGCGCGACCUCAUGGCGCGCUACACCACCGACUUCAUCGGCGCCUGCGGCUUCGGCCUCGAGGCCGACUCGCUCAACGAGGAAGACUCCGCCUUCAGGAAACUCGGAGCGAAGAUAUUCCAUAUAGGUUUCAAGGAAGCCGUACUUGCAAUGCUUAAAGAUAUAUUCCCGCAACUAUUCAAAAGUAUUCACACACUCCAAAGGGUAGAGGGUGAACUGACAGACCUUGUCAAAGUUAUAUUAAAACAGAGAAAUUACCAACCAUCCGGUAGAAACGACUUUAUAGACUUAUUGUUGGAAUGUAAAAAGAAAGGCGUGUUGGUUGGAGAGUCGAUAGAAAGAAAAAAAGCGGACGGAACACCCGAAAUCGCUACUUUAGAAAUGGAUGACAUUCUCAUGACUGCUCAAGUGUUUGUGUUUUUCGCCGCGGGCUUCGAGACGUCGUCGUCCGCGACCAGCUUCACGCUGCACCAGCUGGCGUACCACCCGGAGGUGCAGAAGAAGGUGCAGGAGGAUAUAGACAGGGUGUUGGCCAAACAUGACAAUAAACUGAGCUACGAGGCAGUCAAAGAGAUGACGUAUUUGGAUUGGGCCUUCAAAGAGGGUAUGAGGAUGUUCCCGUCUAGCGGUUUCUUGACCAGGAAAUGUGUGGCAAAAUACUCAAUCCCUGAGUUAGGGAUGACGAUCGAUGAUAAAGUGCGGGUGUUCAUCCCAGUUCAAAGCAUGCAAAAUGACCCAAAGUACUUCGACAGCCCUGAGGAGUUCAGGCCAGAACGUUUCCACCCCGACUCAUUCGACAUUGCGAAGUUGAAGUAUGUGUAUCUGCCAUUCGGAGAAGGCCCUCGUGCUUGUGUGGGCGAGCGGCUGGGGCGCAUGCAGUCGCUGGCGGGGCUGGCCGCGAUCCUCUCUAAGUUCGCGGUGGAGCCUGCGCCGGAGUCCCUCCGUAAGCCGCGUCGCGACCCCAGGGCUGGUGUGAUCCAGACCAUCGAUGGAGGUCUCCCCCUGGUCUUCAAAGAACGUAAAAAUACUAAAUAA
This is a messenger RNA of Ostrinia nubilalis (European corn borer), 1571 nucleotides long. Its product is annotated as cytochrome P450 6B6-like. The record is from RefSeq and is a predicted model, not a curated record. Gene Ontology annotation, molecular function: heme binding; oxidoreductase activity, acting on paired donors, with incorporation or reduction of molecular oxygen; monooxygenase activity. NCBI's taxonomy places the organism in Eukaryota, Metazoa, Arthropoda, Insecta, Lepidoptera, Crambidae. The coding region runs from base 24 to 1571 and encodes 515 amino acids. The transcript has 2 exons.